AUUAGUUGGACAUCACUUGAGCUCAUCAUUGGCUGACACAACAUGACUGACCCCUCGUAUGCCCGUACAUCGAUUCGAUGAAGAGUUAAUGGAUCUGCAGAACAACUAUCACAACGACUACCGACUCGACGGUUCGGCCACACCUUCAAUGGUGUCAGAAACGGGUCCAAUGAAUCCAUUGCCCCCUUCAGGCUAUUACGAGUUGGACACGAGCACUCAUCACCCCAUUCAGCCCAUCCAUCACACACUGAACCCGCAGAUGGUUGAGGACCCGUACGGCUACGGGAGGCGACCGUCGCCUCAGAUGCACUCUCCCGGCGGCGGAUUCUUCCAGACCUACGACGAGGCACCGCAAGGAUAUCUCGACCGACGGCCCUCUUUCGACGAUUACGCCAAUUACGGCGGUUCUCUUCACGGACCCCAAUAUAACCUGACGGCCGCACAACUGCCGCACACCGUCUACGAGGAGGAGACGCCAUACGUUGUGUCCAACUCUCAUAUGCCUCCCAUGCCUGCGAUGCCAGGCGUCGAACACCUCGUUAUGCCCGACGGCACCGGCGGUGACGUGAGAUUUAGGGAUCCGGAUCUGCACGAAGUGAUUGAGUUCCUCAACCAUCCCAACAACAUCGUGAGGGCCAAUGCGGCCGCAUAUCUACAGCACCUCUGCUUUAUGGACGACAACAUGAAGUCUAAGACGCGAGCGCUGGGAGGGAUUCCGCCGUUAAUUAACUUAUUAUCACAAGAAGUUCCGGAGAUUCAGCGCAAUUCGUGCGGUGCGCUCAGGAACUUGAGUUACGGCCGACAGAACGAUGAGAACAAACGGGCCAUUCGUAACGCCAGUGGCAUACCAGCCCUCGUGAGGCUAUUGCGCAAAACAGUGGACAAUGAGAUCCGAGAACUGGUGACCGGAGUUCUCUGGAAUCUGAGCUCUUCUGAAGAGCUGAAGCGACCCAUCAUUGACGACGCGCUGACUGUUUUAGUGAAUGUUAUUAUAAUCCCUCACUCGGGUUGGGAUCGCAGUAUCGAUCCCAACCUACCGGCGCCACCCGGCGUUAUGUCAAACGGCAGUGACAUCUAUUGGUCGACAGUCUUCCGGAACGGGUCGGGAGUGUUGCGGAACAUCUCGUCUGCCGGCGAAUACGCGCGACGAAAGCUACGCGAAUGUGAAGGACUGGUCGACGCCUUACUAUAUUUGGUUCGGUCGGCGAUCGGCAAGAAUGAUAUGGACAACAAGUCCGUCGAGAACUGUGUCUGCAUUCUCCGGAAUCUGAGUUAUCGGUGUCAGGAAGUGAUAGAUCCCGAGUACGACAAACACUAUUACGCCAAUCAAAACAACAACUCAAUGAGUCCGUCGUCGUCGCGAGCGGCGGCCAUAAUGGGAGGCAUUGGGAACAAAGUGGGCGACAAUUUGGGCUGUUUUGGGGGCUCUAAGAAGAAGUCAAAGGAGUCCUCCUCAUCGCUCACUUCUCCGUCGGCUAUUAGUUCUCCCAUUAAUACAUUAGACGCUAAGACACAGCAGCUGUCGAUAUCGGGAAAUAGUGGUGCGAACGGCGGUGUUCUUAGUCCAACGUCACCACCAGUUCCGCGACCGCGUUCAGAGCCGGCGCGCGGUAUGGAAUUGCUUUGGCAGACGGAAGUGGUUCAGCCUUACUUAGCCCUACUGUCCGAGUGCUCGAACCCGGAAACACUAGAAGCAGCUGCCGGUGCAAUACAGAACCUGUCGGCCUGUUUCUGGCAGCCGAGUGUUGAUAUACGCGGCGCCGUUCGCAAGGAGAAGGGUUUACCCAUUUUGGUGGAGUUGUUGCGUAUGGAAGUGGAUCGAGUGGUCUGUGCCGUCGCCACCGCUCUCAGGAAUUUGGCGAUGGAUUCACGAAAUAAGGAACUGAUCGGCAAAUACGCCCUCAAAGACUUGGUCUCAAAGCUACCAAACGGUAACCCACAGCACGACUCAAACGCCAGCGACGAUACGGUGGCAGCAGUUCUCGCGACUCUUAAUGAAGUGAUUUCUAAAAACCCCGAUUUCGCCAAAUCCUUGUUAGAGGCCGGGGGUCUCGAAAGGCUUACAAUUAUUGUUAAACAAAAAGGAAAAUUCUCGCCGCGAGUCUCAAAAUUUACGUCACAGUUACUGUUCAAUAUGUGGCAACACGUAGACCUUCGGGAGGUGUAUAGGAAGGCCGGGUGGAAGGAAUCGCAUUUUAUAAUCAAUUCGCGGACAUUACUCUCGCGCACCACUUCUUCGUCCACUCCUAACAGCGCUAACAACACAUUAACGCGUCCUAUGAGUACAGUUGGCGGUACGCGCUAUGAGGACAGGACAUUGCCUCGCAAUGGGGGCCGGGAUAUCAAUAUGAGUCAAUUGCACGGAAGGCCGGAAGAGUUAGCGCUGUCCGAAAUGAACCACACGGUCACAGACGGCGUACUGUCCCCUAACCAACAACAGCAACAACAACAACCAUUACUACACCGUCCACAGAUCGGAGGAGUAGCCGUCUACCCUCCCGGAGCGACUUAUGUCCGGAGCCCGACAUCAGAGCCCGUUUACGCUCAGGUGAACCGCGAACGCAAGCGACAGACGAGUCGACCCAAUGACAGCUCAUCGCAGACAGCUUUACUCGGAUCUGACAAUUACAUGGUUGACCACAACGAGCCCAUAUACCCGCCCACAAUGCCGGCCGGGGACUCAUGGGUGUAGCCACUCAUCAAACUCAUCGGAACUCUUUUACCAAAACUUCAUUUUAUGACAUUUUUAAACCAUUGUUUCAAAGAGAUUUGGAGUAAAUUACAAAUAAUUGGAAAGUAAUAGUUGUGCCAACAUUUGUGUAAUCAGUUUAUGAUAAAACAAAACUACUUUUUAAAAGAUAUUACUUUUUUCAUAUAACUUAUGUGCGAAUUCUUUUAGUUGUUUCUCUCACAAAACGCUCA
Oppiella nova is the source of this 2922-nucleotide messenger RNA. NCBI's taxonomy places the organism in Eukaryota, Metazoa, Arthropoda, Arachnida, Sarcoptiformes, Oppiidae. The record is from the annotation of a GenBank genome assembly.